AUGAAAUCCGCAAACAACUGCGAACAGAUAUCCGGCUAUGAACCUUACGAGUUCAGAUCCGGCAAUCCGAUGGGAAAAGGGUGGGAAGGUGCUGUCAUAUGUGCGCGUUCAUUUCCUGUCAAAUGGAAAAAUAUUUCAAAACAGUUCAGACAGCAAGUAAUGGAGAAUAAAUAA
Loa loa (African eye worm) is the source of this 174-nucleotide messenger RNA. RefSeq lists its product as hypothetical. NCBI's taxonomy places the organism in Eukaryota, Metazoa, Nematoda, Chromadorea, Rhabditida, Onchocercidae. The transcript has a single exon. The record is from RefSeq and is a predicted model, not a curated record. Bases 1 to 174 code for a protein of 57 amino acids.